CCGACAACGCCAUGGAUUCGGCCCCUCUCAGGCCAGAGGCGGGCUGCGAAGCGGCAAAAGCAGCCGCGGCAGGAGGAGCACACGCGCGGCAGUGAGCAUCUCCCUCCGCCAGCCCCCUCUCUCGGCCAGGCCCCGUCCCUCGGAGUCUGCGGCGCGCGUGUGGGCAAGCAGGCGGUCGCUGUACCUCGGCGCCCCACUCUGCGCUCUCGGCGGCAGCACCGCCACCACCAUGUGGGGGAGGCUCCUCUCCGAGCUCGGUCAAAGCAGCGAAUACGCAGCGGGCUCAGAAUAUUCCUCAUCGGGAUGGUUACCUGGUACUGAAUCACUGUGGCAGGCCACUGCAGGUCCAUCAACCAGUCGAAGUACCCAUAUCAGAAGACACAGCAUAGCUUCUGACAGCGGGGACACUGGCAUCGGAACCUCCUGUUCUGAUAGUGUGGAAGAUCAUUCCACCUCAAGUGGCACUUCCUCGUUUAAACCCAGCCGUUCACUGGUCUCAAUUCCUACUGCCCAUGUGAUGCCGUCUAAUGCCACCUCUUCGUUUUCCAAACAUAGGGAGCCUUUCAAGUCUGAUGGUUCAAAGUGGAGUAUGAGCCUUUUGAGGACUGCUGGAAGCAGGCAUCAGGGCAUGCUGGACACUUCUCUUGACAUGAAGGACUUAAGGCCUGUAAGGAAGUGGUCAUCUUUAUCUAAGCUAAGCACACCUGCUACUUGUAGCCAGGAUGGAAGUGUUCACUUGACAGAGUGCAGAACCAGCAUGGAUAAAAUGGGAAGAGAGAGAACUGUGGCGCUGCAGUUAAGAACCAGUGGGACAGGCUGCUUGCACAAUAGUAUGGAACAACUUAAGAUUGAUGACAGAGAAAUGGGGAAAAAAAGAAAUUCCAGCUUGGACUGCAAAUAUAAAUUUGAAAGUUGCAGCAAAGAAGACUUGGGUGUUCCUGAUCCCUCCAACAGGAGACAUGCCUUAGACAUGACCUAUAGUGCCUUACCAGAAAGCAAGCCUGCUACAUCAAACUCUGAGAUUUUUGGACAAGGCUAUAUCACUUUGGGACCACAGGCUGUGAGUGGGGUUCCCAUUCAGCCAUCUGAGAGGACUCAGAGGUGGCUUACAGAACAAUUUCAUACGAACCCUCCAGACUCUAGUAGGCCUUCUGAAGAGCCAUAUAGUUUAUCUUCGUGGCAGUUACAACAGCUUGAAGAACUUAGAACAGGAAGUGACUAUCCCAUGCAGGUUCUGAGUGGAUCAUCUCAUCAAGGUUACCCAGCUGCAGGUUUUCAGGAAUUCAGCAAUUGGGAAUCCCUGAUGAAAAUCAAAGAAGGGUUGUUGAGACAAAAAGAGAUUGUGAUUGAUCGGCAGAACCAGCAAAUUAAUCUUCUAUACCAAAAGAUUCGGGAGAAUGAAUUCCGAGCUCAGCAAGCAAGACUGGGUCACAUUGUGAACUGUGAAGAUUCCUCUUUCAUGAGUAGUUUCCAGCAUCCUCAAUAUGAGAACACGCCAAUGCAGGCUCAGUUUGCAGAGAGAUCUGUGUCCCACAGUGAGAGGGAGGAGCUGGAAAGAAAGCUUGCAUCAGUACAGAGUAAGGAACUACAACUCAGUGAGUUCCUCAAACAAAUGGCAAACAAAUCCAAUGAAGACAAAAAGAAGAUGGAAGAGAAGCUCAAAACCAGAGACAGGUACAUAAGCAGCCUGAAAAAGAAAUGCCAAAAAGAAUCAGAACAAAACAAAGAGAAACAAAGAAGAAUAGAAACACUUGAAAAGUAUUUGGCUGACCUGCCAACCUUGGAUGAUGUUGAAAGUCAAAGCAAACAGUUGCAUAUUCUAGAAGAAAAGAACAAGCAGCUGAAAGCUACAGUAGUCGAGCUAGAGAAGGCACUUGAAGAAUCCAGAACACAGUAUACAGAGAAAGAACUGCAGCUUGUGUGUCAGAAAAAGAAAGAACAAGAAUUAGUAACUUCAGUACAGAGCCUGCAACAGAAAGUAGAAAAAUGCCUAGAAGAUGGUGUACGCCUUCCUAUGUUGGACACAAAACAACUUCAAAGUGAAAAUGAAAGCCUCAAAGAGAAAAAUGAGAGAGCAAACAAGGUCAUAGACAAUCAACAGAAUCAGAUAGCUGAGAUUACUUUAGAGAUUCAGUCUAUGCAAGAGAAACUUUUGCAAGAAAAACUGACAGUUCAGAAGCUGAAAUGUGAACUUGAAGAAAAGGAUAAGAGUAUAAAGCAGUUACAUAAAACUCUUCAUGAAAACCAAAGACUUAUGGAAGAAAAUGCUAUUUUGAGAGAACAGAUUCAUCAAAUGGAACAGUCCAAACAGCCAGUGGCUGAGAAACUGCCUGUGGCUGACGAGUUGUUCAAGGAAAUGUCUCAUUGUUUGUUUGACUUGAAAGCACUUUGCAGUAUUCUUACACACAGAGCUCAGGGCAAGGAGCCUAACCUGUCUUUACUACUGGGAAUCAGAUCAAUGAACUGUUCAGCUGAAGAUGAGGACUUCCACAGCACAGAAAGCCUCUCAAAGAAAUUCUCAGAGGUCUGUCAGCUACGAAAGGAUAUUGAUGAGUUGAGGACUAUAAUAUCAGAUUGUUAUGCUCAGGACAUGGGAGAAAAUUGCAUUACACAGUGAUAAAAGAUUUGUCCUCACAGCGACAGUGACUAAGUUAUUAAAUGCUGCUCCGGUGGUAGUUCCUUGUAUUUCUGUUAUGGAGCCAUACUGGAAGACAUGUUCUUUGUAGCAGGUCAAAGGAUUUCAAAUGGUUGCUCAUGCUGAUGAAGCAGUCAUCAAUUGAAGAAUACGGUACUUGCUGUAAGAGAAAUUUGAUUUCUUCAAAACUACUGAAUGUAGGCCCAAGCUGUGAAGAAUGUGCUACUAUUGAGAUGUAGGAUUUUGUUUCCUCUCUCAUGGCCCAGAAAAAUAACUGUCCUAAUCGUUUUCUGGAGUCAAAACAUACUUCCGGAAGAGAGCACUAAUUGCUGCUGUAUUAUUUCCCCACCUUUAGCAAUUGGGAAAACAAGAUGAGCACUGAGAAUCUUAUCAUGGAAAGUGGUUUAAGUUCCUGACAACCUGUGGGCAUUAAAUUUGUGAACAGUAAUAUGGAUGCUCCUGCAAAGAACUGUGUACUGCAGGCAGACACUGAGAUAGUUUUGGCAUAUCCAGACUAAGUAGCCUAGUUGUUUGCCUUCUCAGUUUGGUAAGAGCUGUUUUUCACAGCAGUUAAUAGUCAAUGAUAUCAGUAUUUUUCUCUUGCACAAAGCAGAAAAGAACUUCCCACAUUUCAGCAUAAGGUCUUCUAAGAAUUAAUCAUCAUUUUAAUAGCCUUUUUGAGAUGUAUUAGAGUUUGAUAAAGAUUGAGAGAUGGAUACAUAAAGACUAGGAAAGUUUUUAAAAAAGAAAUCACACAUCACUAAAGGUGUUGCAACUUGUUAGUCGAUACUUAGUUAUUCUGAAUUUCAAAUGUGUUCAGGGACUCACUCUGACAUCCAUGCAGAUUAAAAACCUAGAAAGAAAUACUUCCUGUCCAUAAGAAAGCAGCAUUUCCUGCUAGAGAUAGGUGCAUAGGAAUGCUCCAGAGCUGACAAAUGGUUGACCGAAAGCCACUUGGCCACCUGGAUGUUAUGCUGAUUUAUUUUGCUGCAUUGAAGCAAAUAUAUCCUCUUUCAAGCCAAGCUUGCUGUCACUUUAUUCUGUGACAAUCAAUUAUAUUCAGAAAUAGAAUACUUUCUUCUAGAAGAGAGUAAGAAAAGAAAAUAAGGUGUAUUUUACUUAUUUUAAUUACAACUAGCCCCAGUGUGUAGAAAACUUGAGACUGGUCUUCAUACCGGUUGUUCAGAGAGAAUACGAAUUUGUACUGAGUGAAUCGUCAUUUUCUGUUUCUUGUAUUAAUCUCUCCAUAAGCCAUUUUUAUAAGACUAUCCACUUUUAUUUUGAUUUUUUUUUCAAACGUCAUAUGAGUUCUCUUUAAAUAUCAUGUGUAUAUUGUAAUUAUUUUUAAAACAAAUGUUGGUCAUUUCUUUUUUCCAAAGUUGUAACAAGCUUUAUUUAUUUAAAUAGGUAUUUCUUGUUAUAAUGUUCUGACUUCUGUCUAUGGCAGUUUAUGUUAACUACUGCUUAGUGUUUUCAAAUGCACAUUUGUAGGUAUUAGAUUGAAUCAACUUUAAGUGUGAAAAAGAGUGUUCUACAAUGUUCAGAACAAAAGAAUGUUCUACAAUACAGUGAACUAAACGUUCCUAAACAGCCAGAACUUUAAAAGACUAAGGCUUCAGUUCUAUGCACAAUCACUAGAAAUAAUGCCAACUUUAAUCCAUGCAUGUCCAGCUGCACAGCACUUAACAUUUAGAAUUGGACUAUAAGUUUAUUCCGGUUUAGCCAAGAACUUGAACAGACCAAAAUAGAUUUUAUAGAUAAACUUUAUUCUAAAAGCAACUAAAAAUUAGAGAAACUUUCACAGCAUACCUUGAUAUUCAGAGAUAAAAGAUCUGCAUUGUUGUAUUAAGCAGCUUUUUCCAUUUACACCUUCAACUUGCUCCUAAACCAAUGUUGUUUAUUAUACUUUGCCAAGAAUUUGGCACUGCAACCACACAGCAGAGUCAAAAAAAGAAUCUUUAUAACAUUUAAAGAUGUAACUAGUGUAUGUAUACAGUACAGUUCUUGGAUAACAAAAUUAAAAGGUUAUUUCAUUUUUACAUUGCUUGCAGAGAAGGGCCUUCAGUUGCUUGGCCAAACAAGACAGGCCUCGGCUUAAUUGCAUGGACCCUUUCCUACAUCUGUCACCUUCAUUGCUUGUGCAAGAUAGCAGAUUUAGAAAACAUUUGGGAGUUAAGACUAUGCUGAAUUUUUAGGGCAAAAGUGGCGGACUGGACAGGAAAAAAUUUCAAGACAUCACUCCACUCACCUACCCUUAGUUUACCUUCUUUCAUUGCUUGUUUACAGAUGUUUCUUUCCUUUUGUUCCCAUUUCAGUUUAGAAUUAAGUUUUUCCUACAACUCAUACAAUUAAGAGACCACACCAAUAACAUCAUGUUGUUACACAGUCAAGCAGGUCAGGCUUACAUCACUAAGCUAAGAAUGGGUAAACAUUCCCUGGUUUUGCAGGGACUCACAAAAAUAUUCCCCAAAGCUCACGAAUUUUGGUUGUUUUAAUCAAAUUUUUGUUCUAUUUCUUUCAUUUAGCAUUUAUCAUUGUAGAAGUAGGAUGUUUUAAUUAAUGCAUGUUUUUUAAAAACUGCAUUUUUGUAGAUCAGUUGUAUGGCUUUGACUGAAUAUUUUGGAGCACUUGACUUUUAAAAGUUGACCACUAGAAACAAGAGAACUGCACUAGUCCUUGGCAGAAUCAAGAAGAAAACAUCCAAAGGUGCUUUAGAAGGUAGCUCUCAUUUAAUCCAAGUUUUACAUUUGCUGCUGUUUGUCAAGGGUAUUGCAAUACAAGAAUACAUGUACAUUAAAAUUAAUUACUUUCAUUAUCAUUAAUUGUUCAAUAUUCAGUAAUAUGUACACGCAAUACAGUAUAACACUACUAGUAUUAUCUAAAUAGACUUCAUAAAAAGUUAUUUCUUUAGGGUUAAUAAUAGAAUAACUAUGCCAUUUUAGAUUGUAUGUAUACAUUCUAUAUUUCUAAAAUGCCUUGAGGACCUUUGGGUGGAAAGGCAGUAUAGAAAUGGGUUAAAAUAUCUAAAUAGAUAAAUUAUAAAUAGUAUACCUGUAAAAGAGCAGUAAGAAAACACAUUGGGCCAUUUUCUAAAAGAAAAAUUAAUCAUCUAGAGCAGUUUGGAUGGUUUCUUCUUAGUUCUUACAUUGUGACUAACCAAAUCAGGCACAUAAUUGCCUGUUCAGCGAGAGAAGGGUGUGCUAUGUUCAGGGCUCCUCUACCCUCAAUAGUUGACUUAUGCUGUCAGAGCCUAAGGUGCCAACCAUCUAUUCGGAGAUCCCCACCUGGUCCCAGUCCAGCAAGGGGGACAGACUGUGAGCACAGGCUCGGAUGUUGGAGGCUGGAAUACAGCAGCAGCAGCUGCUGCACAGACAUACUCAUUUCAAUAGAGAAGGAAGCUUCUGAUUAUUGGUGACUAGUGUUACCUGCCUCCAUUAAAUUAAAGCAAAGGAAGAAGGUGGUAACCAAAGACGGAAGUGACCUGAACAAAAUUAAGCAACCAAUAAAGACACAAGAUUAUUUUUCCUUGGAAUUAAUGUCUUAAAAUAGCAUCUGCUGUUUAAAAAGCAAAAUACCCUAUCAGUUUACAAUGGCCUUUAAAUUGAUUAAAUUUUACAUAAGAUGUAUGUGGGCUUUUCAGAUGUUAAAAAUAUAUGUCUGGUCCCAUUUAAUACAUUUUAUGAAAAAUGGUUAAUGUUUAAAAUGGCAUUACUUAAUAAGCUGAUUUAGUCAUGACAACCUUUUGCCACACUUGUGAAAGACAAUCGCAAGAGCUGGAAAAAUAUUACUGUUGAAAAGACAGUUAUGUCUGAUAGUGAACAUGAAGGUGUAUGUUCUAGUAAUUUUCAUAUUGCAGGAUGCAUUUACAGUCCUGUGCAAAUGACAUGUUUUAAUAACUACUGUAAGUCAAGAAUUUAUUUUGUAAAGCAGCUUUGGAAGUUGUAAUGUUUGCAUAUAACUGAUACAAUUAUUUAUAAAUCAGAUAAAAUGUACAGAGAAGUAUAUAGGUUUCAGUUGUGCAGACUUGAUAUUACAGUCUAAUUAGUUUCUUGGUUACAAUCCUGCAUACAUAGACUUUGAAGUAAGUACUCAAAAUAAGCCCCAACUCAAUAUGACUUUCCAAUUACGUGUAUGUAGGAUUUGGUGUUAAAUUUUUAGCUUUUGAUGUAUAGGUUUAGAAGCACAGUAGAUCUGGUUUUUAUUUAAAUAGGUUGCCACUGUCACCCACUCAGGCUAGAGACUUUUUAAAACCUAGUAACAGAAUUAGCUGCAUGAACCAAAGUUCUUUUUAUCAUCUAUUACUACAAUUUGUGUUAUGAUUUUCACUUUUCUGAGGAAAAUGUAUAUUAAAUAUUUCUUGCCAGAUUCAAGAUUGAGAAAGAAGGGAAAUGCAAAGUAUACAUCAAGUUUCUUUUGUCUAAUAUCCAAGCUGAGGCUCAGAUAACUCAAUCACAGAACACCAUAUUUGUCAUUCGAUAAUGCCUCUGUAAAUUUGUUUAUAUAUUUCAUUUUAUAGGUUUGACACAAUAUUUUGGAUAUGGAUUAACUUCAUUUUAAAGUGAAGAAAAAAUAUUACUUUGUGAAAAUACAGUGGAUAUUAAAAAUUGGGUGAUGGAAUCAAUACAUCAGGAGCCCCUUUAGCAAUAUUAAUACCACUGUUGUAUACCCUCUGUGCCUUUCAUUUUGCUUUAACACUAUAAUAAUAAUCUCGCUUUAAAAAAAAAAAAACUUGGAAGUAUCAAGUAGUUGCACUUUGUUUCCUCUGCUUAGGGAUUUUUAAGUUAGGCUUGCAAGAAACAACUUUCAUAAAGAGAAAUAUUUUGUAAAAUCUGUGGGUCAACCUUUGAAAAGGCAGUCUGAUGUUUAAUAACCAGUUUUUUCUGUAUAUGGUAACGUACAGGAAAUUCAAUCAGAAUGUAUUAAUUCUGUAUAUAUUAGCUAUAGUUUAUCCUUGAUAAUCAGUGGGAGAAAACAAGGGAUAAUCUUUAAAAGCACAGCCAAUGUGUCCUGGAUCAGUCUCUUUAGACUGGUAGUUUUUCAAAAUGGGGUUCCGUCUUGAACCACUCAGAAUACCUCAUGUGUAAAUAGAGUUGUCAUGACUUAAUCUAAAUGCAUUCAGUAUUAUUAUUAUUAUUAUUAUUAUUUUUAAAAGAGCCACUGGCUGGCUAGCCUCUUCAGGCCUGUCAUUCUUGCCUCUUUUUGUAACUUUUUUUAAAAAGUAGAGUUUACAGCUAGAAUUUUGAAUGCCAAAGUUCUAUUUAUUAAAUAAUAAAGUUUUCAUUGUUAAUUACUGGUAUUUUUCCACUCAAUUGUUUGUUUGAUGUUUGAGUUUUGUAUCUACA
This is a messenger RNA of Eublepharis macularius, 7977 nucleotides long. It is a transcript of the gene CEP85L, whose product is annotated as centrosomal protein 85 like. The transcript is spliced from 13 exons. The coding region runs from base 230 to 2617 and encodes 795 amino acids. Lineage: Eukaryota; Metazoa; Chordata; Lepidosauria; Squamata; Eublepharidae. The record is from RefSeq and is a predicted model, not a curated record. Gene Ontology annotation, cellular component: centrosome.